AUGCCGGUGUUAAUUAAAGCUUUCUCCUCGUCAUUUCUGUCAGGCGUAGAGAAUGCCGUCUUCUCCGUCGUGUCGGACAACGUAGACGGGUUGAUUAAACCUGGUAGCAAUGUGACCAUCCAAUGUUGUUUAGACCCUACCGACCUGUUGCCAGGUGACAUCAGCGCCUACUGGACGUGCGAGGGCUCUCUCACAAUCCCGCCCUUGUUUGAGAGUGUGCAGUGGAUUGUCUUCAUAGAACCCGUAGAAUUCUCUUCCAGCCAGAAACAGUGUAAGUACCAAUUCAAUGACAUCUCAAGAGGCAGUGUCAGCACCAAUGAAAUCACAUCCUCAAGAGACAGUGUCAGAACUAAUGCAAUGACAUCCUCAAGAGACAGUGUCAGUACCAAUGCAAUGACAUCCUAA
This is a messenger RNA of Dreissena polymorpha, 405 nucleotides long. Its product is annotated as carbonic anhydrase-like. The transcript is spliced from 3 exons. The record is from RefSeq and is a predicted model, not a curated record. The coding region runs from base 1 to 405 and encodes 134 amino acids. NCBI's taxonomy places the organism in Eukaryota, Metazoa, Mollusca, Bivalvia, Myida, Dreissenidae.